GCCGUGACUGGAUCUUGGAUCUCAAUGGCGACGUGCAUCUAUCUCAGCGGCUGAAUUCGCAGCAGCCUGAUGCUAGACAAUGUUCAAAGCUGUAUGUUGACAACGUUCGAUAUUGGUCAGCAGUCCAGUUGGCCCUUGCCAGCGUUGGACAACUUGGAAGGGGUGGCAUGGUUCCUUGCCUUUUCUACCACUCCGGACUUCCAACACCUGCAUGUCGUUACAACAGGACACUAAGGUAGCAUUGAUCCGAUGAGACUAUCUAGUCCCCCGAUCUGUUCCCAGGCCAAUCCACUCGGACAAGCAUGAUUCGGGCAGUAAAGGGAGCCACCAGCCCCCGGUCAGCGCCAUUCACACGGCUGGCCGCAGAGCUAGAGGAGGUACAUAUAUGUACUGACGAAGACGGCCAAGCAAACCAACAUUGUUCGCAGACAAUCCAGUCCAGCCACCAUGGAUAUUUGUGGCAGUCCGUCCCCACGAAUCCAUGUCUUUGGCGGCGGCCUAGGACGCUCGGCAUCAGUGCCCUGUCGUCUCCCGCAACACAAUCUCGGGCUGGUCGACUCGGGAUCGCGGUGGGCUUGGCCGGGAAGCGAGCAUGGCGCCGACGGGCGGCUGAGCACUGCUCAGGGCUAGUGCUUCAAGGAGCUGGCGGCAGCCCUCUAGCUGUCACACUUGGUGGACGCGCUGGCCACAGUCUCCAUUUAUGCCGCCACUGGAGAGGUCAUGGCGUGGCUACAGGACAUUCGCAGAUCCGGACUAGUGGGAACCCUGCCUAGAGCUAUGUGCGGAUGCUCAGUUGCGAAUCUCCCAGCACCAGGCCGGAAGUGGUUCCUCACUGAGGAGAAGAACGAGGAGGAUGUUGAUGAUGUUUUGGGCCCCUGUGCUUGGCAACGAGGGUUGGAACGGGCGACGUCCAAAAAACACCAAAGACAUUGCAGACACGACCCGAAGCCACCAAAG
Molecule: messenger RNA, 957 nt
Organism: Microdochium trichocladiopsis
Lineage: Eukaryota; Fungi; Ascomycota; Sordariomycetes; Xylariales; Microdochiaceae
Exons: 2
Coding region: 303-773 (156 amino acids)
Source: RefSeq, a predicted model, not a curated record